AUGUUUCAGUUCCAGCUCAAGGCUGAGUUCCUCGGCUCCUCUUAUUCUGAAGCACUGCUGGGGGCAGGGCAGGAUGGUGCCCACACGCUGCCCAGCAGGGGGAGCUCUGUUGGCCGGGCUCGGAACUGGACCUGGAGUGGCAGCCGCACUCCCCACCUGAGGACCCCAGGAUCAUGUCCGAGGCCCCCUGGCGGGAGUGAGGGAGGGCCUGAUCCUGAGAGGCCCAUGAGCCGGUAUCCCUUACAGGGGCCUCCCAAGCCCGCGCUCUGGGCGCUCCUGCUGGUGGUGUUGGGGGCCGCUCCGGGCCGGGCCGGGAUCGGCGCCUGCAGCGUCCCCGACGUGCUUCACCACUACCGCGCGGUCAUCUUCGAGGACCUGCAGGCCGCGGUGAGGUGGACCAGGCCAAGGGUCGAAGGGGCUGGACCGGGCUCCAGACACCUCCAUUUCAUUCAGAAAAACCUGACUGGAGACGCGGUCUCCCGACGGCGGGGCCGGGUGGGAGUCUCAUGUGGCGCCCAGAAGGAGCACAGUAUCCUACUGUCCAUCGUGGCCCUGGGUCGGACCCUACGUGGGGCGGUGGCUGGGGGCCGCCGCGGGGCUCUGGAGAAGGCGGCGUGGACUGUGGCGGUGCGCACUGAGGCGGUGAUGCGACGCCACUGCCGGAAGCUGCGCCAGCGGAGCUGGCGGCCGGAGACGCGCCCUUCUCGGCGUCCAGGCGGUCGGAGGAGGCUCCUGCUGCGCGCCCUGGACGCCGUCGCCACCUGCUGGGAGAAGCUGUUCGCGCUGCGCGCCGCAGCCACCGACGGCUCCUGGGGCUCCUAGCACCCCGAGCGUGCGGGGCUGGGAAAGAGCCCCUCCUUUACCGCGGCCUGCACUCUUCCCAGGGCCUGGGAUUGGAGGCAGUGCCCGCCUGGCGAGCUGGUCCUGGAAGGGGCCCGCCCUCUGCUCCGAGCGAGGCCCCAAUAAACUGAGCUGGUGCUGCGGCCCGGUUCUACCUCUCUUCACCUGCCAACAGUGGGGCCCGGCCGCCCCGUCCGCGUCUUGGUGGGGAGGGGACGCUGAGACC
This is a messenger RNA of Cervus elaphus (red deer), 1066 nucleotides long. It is a transcript of the gene C23H20orf204, whose product is annotated as chromosome 23 C20orf204 homolog. NCBI's taxonomy places the organism in Eukaryota, Metazoa, Chordata, Mammalia, Artiodactyla, Cervidae. The record is from RefSeq and is a predicted model, not a curated record. Bases 1 to 822 code for a protein of 273 amino acids. The transcript is spliced from 5 exons.